UCACGCUGCUGACAACUGCCACUGCUGUAACGUUGUUUAGCAGUUUUAGAUUUCGAAGAAUGUCGCCGUCACUCCUACGGUUCUCGUGGGUAUUUUAUAUUGCUUUGAAUACCUGUUUUGGAGAAAGACGCCUAAAAUACGUCACACUACUGUACCGGCAUGGUGACCGUUCCCCUGUCAAAGCCUACCCAACAGACCCACAUAAUGAGAGUGCUUGGCCUCAGGGUUUUGGCCAGCUGACUCAGGAAGGAAUGAAGCAGCACUUUGAACUGGGACAGAUGCUGCGCAGACGUUACCAUGGAUUCCUUAGUGAACAAUACAACCGCCAUGAGAUAUUUGUACGGAGUACUGACUAUGAUCGAACCCUGAUGAGUGCAGAGUCCAACUUAGCUGGGCUCUACCCCCCCAAUGGUUCACAGAUAUUUGAACCAACUGUACAGUGGCAGCCUAUACCUGUUCACACAGUUCCCCAGAGUCAGGAGAAGUUGCUUUCAUUUCCCAUUGACAACUGCCCUCGCUACAAGGUUCUUAUGAAUGAAACUGAGCACUCUGACUUCUUCCGCAAUAUGACAGAAACGUACAAAGAUUUCCUGGCAAUGGUGAGGAAUGAAACAGGCUUGACCACAGCCACAGUAGAGAGUGUUUGGAGUGUCCAUGACACCCUGUACUGUGAGUUCAAGCAUAACAUGACUGUCCCAUCAUGGGUGACUCCUGAGGUAAUGGAGACACUGAGGAGACUAAAAAACUUCGGCUUUGAGAUGAUGUUUGGAGUCUAUAAGCAGCAAGACAAGUGUCGGCUCCAAGGAGGCCUCCUCCUAAACCAGAUCAUUAUUAACAUGUCUGCACAUGCUGUUCAAGAUUCUAAAGAUCCUCUGAAGAUGACUGUAUACUCAGCGCAUGACACCACUAUAGUGGCUCUGCAGGCUGCUUUGGAUGUAUUCAAUGGGCAGCAGCCCCCCUACGCCUCGUGCCACAUAUUUGAAUUGUACCAGGAGGAUAAUGGGUCCUUCACUGUGGCCAUGUUCUACCGCAAUGACAGCAGUAAAUUACCCUAUCCACUGGCCUUGCCCAGCUGUGAACAGUAUUGUCCUUUGCAAGACUUCAUUCGUCUCACUAAGGGUGUCAUAACAACUGACUGGGAGAAGGAAUGUCAGGUGGUAACUACAGUAAAAGACACAGAAGUUGUGAUUGGGUUGGCAGUGUGUGCAUGCCUCCUCUUUUUCCUCAUCCUGCUCCUCUUCGUUGUGCUCUGCCGGCAAAAGGAGACAUCAACUGGCUACAGUCAUGUCAUCAAUGAUGGGGAUGAGAACUCCUGACGGUCAUACCAUCUUUUAAGGAAAGAAGACACAUGGGAUGGCGAGGAUGAUCUGUGAACACAGUUUGGAUGAAACAGGGAUGAAAAAACUAAAUGAUUGUUUUUUUUCCCCGCUUGUCUUUUGGGGGGAAAAAAAGAAAACUUGACAGGGCUGUAAAAGCCUUGCAUACCUAACUAGUUGGUUUUGUUAUGUUUGACACAUCGUCCAAAAUUAUCGAGAAAAUCGCUGAAAUCUACUGAAGGAAUCUAGAGAACCAUUAGAUGCUAUGGCAUCUGUGUUUGUGUGUGUGUGUGUGUGUGUGUGUGUGUGUGUGUGUGUGUUUAACUGUGUUUAACUGUUGGGAUAAGAAGUGUUUCUGUUGCCUUUUUCACAGUGCAGUGACCACAGUGGAUGUCCACUGAUUUUUGUUGUUGUUUGGAGAAAAAUCAUGACCAUCCCUUCUACAAAGGGUAAACCAUCAUUGUUAUGUUUGUCUGUUAUUUUGUGAAUUCUGUUUACAUUCAAUCAUUGUGACACUUUUAAAAGUGGCUAUGUAGGGAGCUCACUAAAAGGGAACAGCUUAUAGCGCUUCAUGAAUCCUACCUUUUUGUUUUGCAUCCUAAUAUGCAUUGUCAAAUGCGUUGCUACCUUCUAUUCAGUUGAUCAAUGACUAAGUUCAUAAUAUUCUCUAUACUUAACAGACUUUCAGUCCUUGUUACUGCAUAGCAGUUGACCAACUCUCUGUUUUCACAGAUUGUUAGGUAUUGGAUAGGCAGUUUGUCUUCCCUUAUCCAGUGAUUUGCCAUUAAAUGAGAAAGUCAGGCCAAAAAAGUUGUCAUGUCAGCACGCACAAUGUGAAAUUAGUGUUUCCAUAAUAUAUAUUUUGAAUUUUCAUCUUUGACAUCUUCAUGGGGAUCUACUGUAGUUAAGUAAAGUUAUUUCUCUCUCUGCACUUGAACGAGGAUCUAAGUCUUUGUAAAAUUUUAUGAACUUUGUUCAUUUUUCUAUGUAUUGUUUACAGUGUGUUCAUUUUUCUCCCAGAUUGUAUAUAUUGAAUGCUUUAAAAUUACAAGGGAAAGGGAAUGUAAAAAUGAAAUAUGCAAAUAAAUACUAUGAUUUUACUAA
This is a messenger RNA of Sardina pilchardus (European sardine), 2420 nucleotides long. RefSeq names its product acid phosphatase 2, lysosomal (gene acp2). The coding region runs from base 60 to 1316 and encodes 418 amino acids. Gene Ontology annotation, biological process: lysosome organization; dephosphorylation. The record is from RefSeq and is a predicted model, not a curated record. The transcript has 11 exons. Gene Ontology annotation, molecular function: acid phosphatase activity. Lineage: Eukaryota; Metazoa; Chordata; Actinopteri; Clupeiformes; Clupeidae. Gene Ontology annotation, cellular component: lysosome.